Messenger RNA from Nerophis ophidion (straightnose pipefish), 778 nucleotides. It is a transcript of the gene rpl10a, whose product is annotated as ribosomal protein L10a. Gene Ontology annotation, biological process: translation. Bases 86 to 736 code for a protein of 216 amino acids. The transcript has 6 exons. Gene Ontology annotation, molecular function: RNA binding; structural constituent of ribosome. The record is from RefSeq and is a predicted model, not a curated record. Gene Ontology annotation, cellular component: large ribosomal subunit. Lineage: Eukaryota; Metazoa; Chordata; Actinopteri; Syngnathiformes; Syngnathidae.
UCACAUACUGGACCCUUUUUCAAUACGCAAUUUCCUCCCACUCUUCCUUUCUAACGUAGCGAGACAAGAGGGAGAAGCUUCCAUCAUGAGUAAGGUUUCCAGAGAAACGUUGUCUGAUGCUGUCAAAGAGGUCCUGCAGAGCUCCAAGACUAAGAAGAGAAAGUUUGUGGAGUCGGUGGAGCUGCAGAUCAGUCUGAAAAACUAUGAUCCCCAGAAGGACAAGCGUUUCUCUGGCACAGUCAGGCUGAAGACUCUCCCCAGGCCCAAAUUCUCUGUCUGCGUUUUGGGAGACCAGCAACAUUGUGAUGAGGCCAAAGUAGCCAGUCUGCCACAUAUGGAUGUAGAUGCCCUUAAAAAGCUCAACAAGAACAAGAAGCUGGUCAAGAAGCUUGCAAAGAAGUACGACGCCUUCCUGGCCUCAGAGUCUCUGAUCAAGCAGAUUCCUCGUAUCCUCGGUCCUGGCCUGAACAAGGCCGGAAAGUUCCCCUCGCUGCUCACUCACAAUGAGAACCUGAACACCAAAGUGGAUGAGGUCAAGUCCACUAUCAAGUUCCAGAUGAAGAAGGUACUCUGUCUGGCUGUGGCUGUGGGCCAUGUGAAGAUGACCGAGGACGAGUUGGUGUACAAUAUCCACCUAGCCGUCAACUUCCUGGUGUCCCUGCUCAAGAAGAACUGGCAGAACGUGCGUGCCCUUUACAUUAAGAGCACCAUGGGAAAACCUCAACGACUGUACUAAACAGUUUUUCUAUAAAUAAAAAAGUGGAGAUUCUCAAACAAA